AUGAGAUGCAAACCCAAGAAUCAAAGGCUUGAGCUGGACAUUCACAGAGCGGAUGAGUUAAAUCUCCCCUUGCAAUGUGCAGCUCUCCCUCUGGAGUAUAUAGUCUGCAAGCCCCCACCACCACCUCUCAAAAGCACCUCCCACCUCCUUCUCUUCAGGUCUGCUCCUCUUCUCAGUAUCCUGUCCUCCCUUCUGACUGACGCGCAACAAGAGGCCCGCUCCUACCUGAGCGAGGACAUGUUGGCUGAGUUCAAGGCCGCCUUUGACAUGUUCGACACCGAUGGUGGCGGUGAUAUCAGCACCAAGGAGUUGGGUACCGUGAUGAGGAUGCUGGGCCAGAACCCGACAAGAGAGGAGCUGGAUGAGAUCAUCGAGGAGGUCGAUGAGGACGGUAGCGGCACCAUCGACUUCGAGGAGUUCUUGGUCAUGAUGGUGAGACUGAUGAAGGAGGACCAGGCCGGAAAGAGCGAGGAAGAGUUGGCAGACUGCUUCCGUGUGUUUGACAAGAACGGCGACGGUUACAUCGACAGAGAAGAGUUUGCCCUUAUCAUCCGCAGCACCGGCGAGGCCAUCUCAGAGGAGGAGAUCGAUGAGCUGCUGAAGGAUGGAGACAAGAACAACGACGGCAUGCUGGACUUUGACGAAUUCCUCAAGAUGAUGGAGAAUGUGCAGUAG
Messenger RNA from Pelmatolapia mariae (spotted tilapia), 675 nucleotides. Its product is annotated as troponin C, skeletal muscle-like. Gene Ontology annotation, cellular component: myosin II complex. Lineage: Eukaryota; Metazoa; Chordata; Actinopteri; Cichliformes; Cichlidae. Bases 1 to 675 code for a protein of 224 amino acids. The transcript has 6 exons. The record is from RefSeq and is a predicted model, not a curated record. Gene Ontology annotation, molecular function: calcium ion binding.